GUGUUUGUUGAUGUUCUGCGUUGGUCUCGGUCUCCUCACUUUGAAAUAAGUUUUCUUCAGAUUUCCCAAAAAUCUAGUCCCUUAAAUUAAAAAGAAAAUCAAUUUAUUUGAAAUGGGAAACAAGUCAACACACAACGCCGGCGAUGAAGCGGCAUUGGACUCGAGGGUGAUCAAAAUUUCCGAGUCUGUCGCCCACAGACUGUUGGUACCAAGAGAACCUCAAAUUCGAACUAUUGUCAUCGAAUCUUCAGCGUCUGAGAGCGCCUCUUCUACUGCUCCUCCGAAGCCUUUCCGAAGAGACCCCAGUGUCAUUGGAGAGGACGUGUACAAUGAAUUUGAAAAGCAAGACCGAAUCAAUGAACUGCAAAUGGAGAGCCUGAGCAAAAAGCUUAAGGACGCAGCCAAAGCCUUUGACCAGCAGCCCAUUGCCUCCGUGGCUGCUGCGAGCAAGUCAUCGAGUGAGCUGGACAAUGUCAGCAACUGUCUGCGUGGAAGCAACGGCGCCUCCCUUAAUUGCCAAGCCGAAGUGGUCGAAUUCGUCAGCUUUGUGGAAAAUAACACUUACCCUGUGGCGGCCAAUUGAAUAGCAGAUCGUCUCCAAAAAAAUUGAGAUAGCAGUAAAAAUUCAGGUGAUAUUAUUUAAAAAUUAACUGGAAGUGUAAGGUGUAAAUAAAUAUUGACAGUUUGUUGCAAA
Neocloeon triangulifer is the source of this 694-nucleotide messenger RNA. RefSeq lists its product as uncharacterized. The transcript is spliced from 3 exons. NCBI's taxonomy places the organism in Eukaryota, Metazoa, Arthropoda, Insecta, Ephemeroptera, Baetidae. The coding region runs from base 113 to 583 and encodes 156 amino acids. The record is from RefSeq and is a predicted model, not a curated record.